This is a messenger RNA of Porites evermanni, 1483 nucleotides long. NCBI's taxonomy places the organism in Eukaryota, Metazoa, Cnidaria, Anthozoa, Scleractinia, Poritidae. The record is from the annotation of a GenBank genome assembly.
AUGGCAAUGCUUUCAAGCCGCCAUAUUUGUUUGGUGGUAGUGGUAGUUGUAUGUUGUUUAAUACAGACAUCAUUGCGGGCAAUGGCCUCAGAAAGUAGUGUGCAUUCAGCGACAGUAAACGAGGUUCAUCUAGUACCCAUAGAUAUCAUAAUUCGACCCAUUCCUCCGGUUCUAGAGGAAGCAAAAGUCAACUCACUCAUUAAAACAAUUCAGGUGGGUUCUAAUGUCGAGCGUUUAUACGGAAUAAUGAUAACCAUACAUGCUUCCUAGAAUGAAACCCAAAAUAAGGUAAGUAGUUUGACACAUUUUAAUUUUGAUAUUCAGUCUACCCACAAAAGGUUCCCAACUAAGACGAAUUAGGGCUCCGAUCCUGGAUGCUAUGAUAAUGCAGAAAAAUAUGGUAAUAAAAAAAUACACUCAUCAAGAACUAUGUAGAACGCAUUGAAAGCUUCACAGUAUUUGCGGCAAAAUUAUUAUUUAAAAGAAUAACUUAGAGCAAAUGUAUAAAAAAUGGGGCAAAUCCUUCUGUAGUGAAUUUUCUCUCCAAAUUAAGCCCUUUGCAGACAGCCAUUCACCGCUGUGCUGGAGAGCAAAAGUCGCACUGGGACAAGACAAACAAAAGGCUAACAUAAUUUUAAAUGGUAUUUUCCUUUGUUUGUCUCGUCCCAGUGCGACUUGUACUCUCGGUCGAGUAUUGUACCAUGUGAAUGGCUAACUGCAAAGGGGGCUAUUUGAAGGCCUGAACAGUGCAUGUAUAUGUUAAUAUCUGUUCAGUAAUACCCUGGCCAGAGACCCCCUACACAGACUGUCCAACCUUUUGAGUAGGUAAAAUUGGGAUAUUUUUUGAUAAUCGAGGAAUCACAUGAAGGGGUGAGCCACUAGGGGGCUCUAGGAUCAUUCUCCCCAAGAAAUAAAUGUGAAAUCGUGAUCCUCCAAGACGCCAUUUCUAUCCAAAAAUAAUGUUCACUAAAUUGAUUGCGGCUUUUUGUUCAAGUAUUCAAAGUUUUCUGGUGUAUCAGUUUUCAUUAAGUAUACUCUAAUAUGUGUUCUUGUAUAAGUAUCACAAGAAUUCAUUUGGAAAUAAUUAUCAGAACAGAUUUCAAAAUCGGGAUUUUUUUAUCCCGAUUGCAGAUUGGUUGGGAUUCGGGAUUUUCAAGCAAAAUCGGGAGAAUCCUGACAAAAUCGGGAUGGUUGGACAGUCUGCCUACACUUCCUAUUGGUAAUCCUGAAUACAUGUACUCAGUAGCUUCCAUCUCAUUCCAUCAUGUUUCAGGAUAAGAGUUUAAGACAUACAGUACCACCAAUUGAUGUCUUAUGGAUUAAAGGACGAGAGGGAGGUGAUUAUUAUUACUCAUUUGGUGGCUGCCACAGGUAUGAAGCUUACAGAAAGCUCAACAUGAAAACUAUUCCUUGCAAGAUCAUUCAAGCCACCAUUGAACAUCUUAGAGUCUAUUUAGGAUCUUCUCUGCCAGACUUAAAAUGA